AUGAACAGCGAUAAUGAAGAUAAUGAGUUUGAUAAUGCCUGUGCUCUUUCAGAAAAAUCUUUUCUUGAGAGUAUAAAUGAGGAAGAGAGAGAACGCAAUGAUAUGAUUGAAGCGAUUGCGGCGUCACUUGGAAAGACGCCCGACCAACUGACAGCCAGAGAGAUGCUUACCUUGACGCUCAACCCACCACGAAAACGUGCAUUUUUCGAUAAUUCGGCUGAAUCUAGUAGAAAGAGAUCAUAUAACACAUUACCCAUUCGCUACUGGGAUGGUGUUGUCAAAUUGACACAUGUUUCUGGGUUUGUUGGGACCCAAUUCAUUCGCUUUCAAGACAUUUCAACAUUAAGAAAGGCGUUGGUAACAGCAUUUGUAUGCAGUAUGGAAUGGAUUGAAGAGCAAUUCCCGAGUAGCAUAAAUAUGUGUAUUGUACUCCAUGGACGUCCUGCCAUUCGAAGCCAAAUAGGUCCUAACAGACUUCUCAUUCAGCCACCGAUGCUUGAUGAUACAUAUGGUGUAUUUCAUCCAAAACUCAUGCUCUUGUUCCGUGAUGAAUCUUUACGUGUUGUUAUUGGAUCAGCUAACAUGGAACGUUAUGACUAUGAAGAUAUUGAAAAUGUAGUAUUUAUUCAAGACUUCCCAAAACUAUCCAAGAAAUUAAAAGCUGUAUCCGAACUUCCUACGUUUGCUAAAGAUCUGUGUGACUUCCUUGAUCGUGUACGGGUCCCAGCAUCAGUAAAAGAGGCAUUCCUGGAUUAUGACUUUAGUAAAGCAAAAGCUCAUAUAGUAGCCUCUGUGUCUGGUACAUUUGAAGGAAAUAACUACAAUAAAUAUGGCCAUACUAGAUUAGCCAAAAUCGUAAAAGAUAUUGGAGCAUCUGAUCCGGAUAGAUUACCAAUGGUUGAAAUGCAGACCUCCUCCCUCGGUUCACUUAAUACAUCAUACCUUCACGAACUCUAUGCAUCAUUCUGUGGAUUAGACCAGUUUGUGGAUGGUGUCAGGCCCAGUAAUAGGAACAAGGAGCUGCCACCAAUAAGUAUAGUUUAUCCAAGUCGCAAUACAGUUGAUUCCAGCCGAUUAGGACCAUCCGGAGCUUCCACAAUUUGCUUAAACACUGACACAUGGAACAAAUCGACUUUUCCUAAACAAAUUAUGUGUGAUGCGAUUAGCUAUAGAGAUGGGACACUGAUGCACAGCAAGUACAUCAUUGCUACUUUACCACAUGGGAAACCUGAGCGCACACAAAAAAACAAGGUGGAUGGCUGGAUUUAUUGCGGGAGUCAUAAUGCAACAGUGUCUGCUUGGGGAAAGACAUCAUUCAACAAGAUAUCUAAACGACCAAGGAUAAGAAUGAGUAACUGGGAACUGGGUGUCGUAUUUCCAAUCAACGAGUCUACUGAUAUAGUAGCACCUUAUAUCCGCCCACCACCAAAGUACCGUGCUGGACAAAAUGCCUGGACACAGUCAAUGUGAUUAUCACCACUCUACUCUACUCUAUUCAAUUCGAUUCAAAUGACAUAUAUUGUGUGGUUCUUCUUUAUUUUCUUAAUCUCUUCUUUUUGGGGAGUUUUUUUUUAAUUCAUAUUAUUCAUAUUAUUAUUUUAUAGUGGUAUGAUUAGGUGUAUUUAAAUGAUAUGUGAAAGCUAUAACAAUGACAAUAGUAAUAAGAAAUUGUAGAUAUAAAAGAAAGAGAGAGAGAGAAAAAAAAAGCGAUUGGCUUAAGUAAGUUUUAAGCACAAAUAAUAAAUAAAAUAAAAUAAAAAGU
Molecule: messenger RNA, 1762 nt
Organism: Phycomyces blakesleeanus NRRL 1555(-)
Lineage: Eukaryota; Fungi; Mucoromycota; Mucoromycetes; Mucorales; Phycomycetaceae
Exons: 10
Coding region: 1-1470 (489 amino acids)
Biological process (GO): single strand break repair; double-strand break repair
Cellular component (GO): nucleus
Molecular function (GO): 3'-tyrosyl-DNA phosphodiesterase activity; double-stranded DNA binding; single-stranded DNA binding
Source: RefSeq, a predicted model, not a curated record